This is a messenger RNA of Saccostrea echinata, 2494 nucleotides long. RefSeq lists its product as uncharacterized. The record is from RefSeq and is a predicted model, not a curated record. NCBI's taxonomy places the organism in Eukaryota, Metazoa, Mollusca, Bivalvia, Ostreida, Ostreidae. The coding region runs from base 165 to 1397 and encodes 410 amino acids. The transcript has 6 exons.
CACCGGAGUCUCUGUGCUUGUCGAGGUUUACAGAGACGGCCGAGUGUCUGGUUGUGCCAAAGGGCUGAACUAACCUAAGCAUUGAGAAAGUUUGAUGAAAAAUUUCUACUACUAUCGUGACAAGUAUAUCCUAUUUAUAUAGAAGAGAAGAGAAUAAUUUUGACAUGCCCCCAGGAGGAGGAGAUGACAUAAACUUAUUAGACAUUCCACGCAAAAAAGGAGAAAUGGAUGAUGAAGACGAAAAAGAGAGGCAAAGUCAAGUUAGGGCAUUUCAAGAGAGAAUUAAUAAAGGUGGUAAGCCCCUAAAUAUUGCCUUUAUUGGACCAGCUGGCAGUGGAAAGUCCUCACUUUGUAACUCGAUCAUGGCGACUUUUUGUGUGAAUGGAUGGAGAGAACGGGCUACUGUUGGACACUUUGGAGGUCAUGCGGAACAGGUCACUCAUCAUUUACUGAGCUUUCCAAAAGUGGAGUACUUAGACUUUGAUGCGCUAUAUGACUACAAUUAUCCUACUUUAGUGGACAUGAAUGGUUUCGAAAACAACUGUGAUGAGCUGACUGAGGAACUUCUGCGUAUUGUCUUCUUCGGAAGGCUACCUAAUGAAGAAAAACUCAUGGAUGCUGUCAAAAUUUCAAAGCAGAAAGGAAUUGAGGGCUUAAGAGAUCAUUACUCUAAAAACCAUGAAGAUUUAAAGAUAGACAGAAUAAUAUUUGUGGCAUCAGCAAAAAGUGAACUCCCUACACGCCUAAUGGAGGCUGUUAGAAAAACAGCUCUGAAAGAGGGAAGAGUUAUUCCAAUCUUUGGCAUUCUGACACAUCGAGAUGAGGUAGACAGGGAGGACGCCGACUAUAUCAAACUGGAGACAGAUUUCAGACAUGGUCUUGGAUUCUCAGAGAACCGCUUCUUACUUUGUACAACAUACUGUGAUGCUUAUGAUAAAUAUGUUGGAAAAAGCCGUCUGGAUCAUAGACAUCCAGAACUGGACAUCCCAAUCCUAAAGUUCAUGAGACAGGUCUGUGAUCCAGCUUUAAAAGUAAUCAAAGAUAAAACCACUUACAACCAAGAGGAACCACUGACUCCCCCGACACCCGGAACUGAAAGGCAACAAUCGGAAGUCCAAGCCAAACAGAGGGAAGACCAAAAACUGAUAAAGAUGUGUAUUAAAGGAGGAGCCAUUGCAGUUUUUGUUUGGAUUAUUCUGCCUUUUAUAUACAGCUAUAGAGACAUUGCCAACAUCUGUACCCAACACAGUUAUGGUGGCUGCAAAUUUCGUGAUCUGACGACUUUUUGCGAUGAAAGAUCCUCCAUGCAUGUGUGGAGGAUUAUUUUUUCUCUUCUGUUUGCUGCAUUCACUAUGGGACUGGAUUUUCUUUGUGAGAAAUUUGAUUUGCCUACAUAAAUGUAGGCUAUCAAUGACUCGUCUGAAAAUCUGGAGCAAAAACAUAAAAAAAUAAUAAUAAAUAAAUAAAUAAAAAUAAGAAUUGGGAUGGGGAUAAGAUUAUUAUUUUUUUUUUUAAGUGUAUAUAGAUUGUAUGACUUAUGACAUAAAAUGUUCUUAUCACAGUGUUUCAAUGGAAGUUGAAGGUUUUACAUGCAUCCUCCUUAAAAAAAGGUAAUUGAAAAAAUCAUAACAGUUAGUGGUACUAAAUGAUCUUCUACAUGAAACUGUGUUUGUUAGUGCACAGGAACUUAAGUCUUCAGCUAUACAAGUCAUUGAAAAAAGAUUACCGGUAUACAAGGUUGAUUUAUUUAAAUCAAAUUAAUGUUUUAUUUAUAAGCUUAAGCAAAAGAUGUUCAAAGAAUUAAGAAUUUUUGUGAUAUUUAUUUCCUGUAUGGGACAUUGGUUUGUUUGUUGUUUGUGUGCCUUAACUCCCUUCGGGACUUCUUUCAUUCAUGUUGGGAUGGCAUAAAAUGCUAUAGUGCAAGGCUGAAAAAUUUGACCUGUACUCGACACUAAUGAGCUUUCAUUGAGGGAUCGUUUUCAUGCUGGCACCUAUUAGGACAUGGGACUUCUGCUGGUAUGGUCUUAUCUGAUGCACCUCUCUAUGUCCUGUAGUGGAAGGGACAUAUGAUAAUUAUAACGAAAAACUAAGACGAUAUUAGCAUGAAGAAUUAUCAAUGUUUUUAAUCUUGUAAAAGUUAUGCGUGUAUAACAUUUUUAAAAAAAAUUUAUGAUGUUCAGACCUAAAAAAAAAUAUUUUGAAAAAUUACUGUAAAUCACAAGUUAAAGAAUAAAGAGACUAAUUGAAACAAAAAAAUGGAAGUUGAUAUUGGGAAUCCUAUGCUUAAUAUUCCCUUGUAUUAUAUGUAAAUGUAUGAUUGUAUUCAAACUUACAUCAUAUUUAGUUUUUAGGUAGCCUGCCUAAUUUCUUGUCACAAAAUAACAGAAAAACAAAAGCAUCUUCUAUAGUUAUAGAGAGGUUUUAUAGAGAGCUUGAAAGGUAAAAGGUGUUUUUAUUCAAUGUAAAAUUUGAAAUAAAUGUUAAUGUUUUUGCA